Messenger RNA from Pollicipes pollicipes, 1277 nucleotides. RefSeq names its product alpha-taxilin. The transcript has 9 exons. Bases 159 to 1277 code for a protein of 372 amino acids. The record is from RefSeq and is a predicted model, not a curated record. Gene Ontology annotation, molecular function: syntaxin binding. Lineage: Eukaryota; Metazoa; Arthropoda; Thecostraca; Pollicipedomorpha; Pollicipedidae.
CCUCCUGAAUUGAGCAUACUUGCGCCUUGCAGGGAGAGUAGGAGAACUGCGUCUAACUGCGCUCCAUGGUCAAAGAGCCUGGCACAUCCAUGCUGUUUGGAGCGGUGGCAGAGCACCUUUAAAGAUUGCCGCCCCUUCAUCCUGUCACACAUAAUAAGAUGACGUCGAAUGGCGACACGAGCAAUUGGUCCAGAACGUCGGAGAUGGCCGACGACAGCGUCAAAAGAGACCGCAAGACACAGAAGAGAAUAGAAAAGAACCUGGAGCAGACGCUGGCAUCGGCCAACGAGAUCACGGAUGCACAUGAACGCCUCGUUUUCGUCUGCAGGAAGCAUGCAGAGUCCUUGGAAGAGAACAAGAAGCUAGUGUCGAGCAUUCGCAAGAUGGAGCUGCGCGUGGACCAUCUGCUGAAGGAGAAGCUGAACCUAGAGAGUGAACAGAGCAAGGCGCUGCUGACGCGGAGCCGCCUCGAAGGCCUGUGCCGGGAGCUUCAGAAACAAAACAAACUCGUCAAGGAGGAGAGCGUGGCGAAGAUCCGCGAGGAGGAGGAAAAGCGGCGCGAGGUGUCCGCCAAGUUCCAGACCACGCUCAGCGACAUCACCGGCACCAUGAACGAGAACAACCAGAAGAACACCCGGCUCACGGAGGAGAACAUCGAGAUGUCCAAGAAGCUCAAGAGCCUGUGCGAGCAGUACGAACAGAAUAACUCGCUGGUUGAGAAGAUGAUGAAGCAGAAGGAGCUCGAGUCCCAGUUGGCUGAGGCACGCCUGGCCAAGAUACAGCUCGAGAUGAACCAAGAGAAGCAGGCCUUCCUCUUAGAAAAACAAAAACUCCUUCAGGAGAUGUCCACCUACCAGAAGCGCUGCACAGACCUGCAGGUGUCGGAGGUGGCGUUACGCGAGCAGCUGAGCACCUACACGGAGAAGUACGAGGACUUCCAGGGCGCCCUCGCCAAGUCCAACAAGGUGUUCGGCACGUUCAAGUCCGAAAUGGAAAAGAUGCAGAAGAACAUCCGCCGGCUGGAGAAGGAGACGAGUACGUGGCGGCAGCGCUGGGAGGGCAGCAACCGCUCCCUCCUCCAGAUGGCCGAGCAGAAACAGGCCGACGACAGCCAGCUGCUGGCCCAGCGGCGGCGCAUCGAGACCCUGGAGCGGCUCUGUCGAGCGCUGCAGGCGCGUGCCACCGCCCCCCCGGCCCCGGCCGGCAUGGGCAGACAGCUCACUGGCGGGGCGCGCCGACACAGCUCACUGGCGGGGCGCGCUGACACAUCUCACUGA